CACAACGCGCACCACGUUCAGAACGGAAGGGAAAAGAGCGAAGAAGGAAGACAGGGGAAGAAAGGAGAGGAACGAGUGAGAAGAGGAGAGCGAGGGACCCAGGUUGUCACCGUCGAACCCGCCAACCGCGUCGCCGUUGUUCGUCCUCAUCACUGCCAGGGACGUCGCUAGGGAGCUCGCGCAAGUUGAACGUGCUGUCUUCCCGCACCAUCGCUGCCACCGUCGAGCCUUGUCGUCGUCACGCAAGACGCCACCACGGCCGUUAAUCGAAGCCGCCGCUCGCGAAGCCAAACCGCUGUGGAGCCUGAAGCCGAAGGGGGUUGUUACCACUGCUGUUCCUAGGGCACGUUGCUGCUGCUGUUGGGUUCGUCGCAGGGAGGAAUCCGAGCAAGGAAAGGAAGAAGGUGGCGAUAGAGACCUCCGCUGCUGCUGCUGUUACCAUCGGUGUUCCGGAGCUCGCGGUUACUGUCGUUGUUGGUGAUGAACCAGGUUGUGUCCUUGCUGCUGAUUGAUUGUAGUGAGAGACGUUGUAGCUACCACUUUUCAUUUUGAGUCAUUAUUGUCAUUGCUCGGUGCCGCUGCCCUUAGUUAUAACUACUAAAUGUUGUUGCCGCGGGAUUACGUUGAAAUUGUCGCUGAUGCUGUGAAUUCAAAAUAAGCGGGCUUAUCGUGGUUAAUUCGUGUGAGUUCAGCUAAUCGAGAGUUGAGAAUUUGAAAGAAAAGAAAUGGGGAUGAAGAAGAGCGAAAAAGGCAGCAAGAAAGUGAUGGAAAAUAAGAAGAAUGAGAAGAAAGAUGUUGGCAGUGCUGCCAGCAAUGCAACGAUGGAAAAUGACAGCGUUUUUGCUUCUUGCUCCUUCUCUAGCCUUGGCCUUCGCCCUUCCUUAUGCGAUGAACUGCGUGAAAAAUUGGGAUUCGAGGUUCCAACUCUGGUGCAAGCUCAAGCCAUUCCUAUUAUUCUCGCUGGCCGUCAUGCACUUAUUAAUGCUGCCACAGGCACAGGGAAGACAGUUGCCUACUUAGCUCCACUUAUUCAUCACUUGCAGAAUUAUGAUACUUGCAUACAACGCUCUGAUGGAACAUUUGCGUUGGUUCUUGUACCGACGCGUGAGCUAUGUCUGCAGGUUUAUGAAAUUCUUCAAAAGCUAUUGCAUCGAUUCCAUUGGAUUGUUCCCGGGUAUGUUAUGGGUGGUGAAAAUAGAUCAAAGGAGAAAGCUAGGCUACGCAAAGGCAUAUCAAUUCUUAUAGCAACACCUGGGCGCCUUUUAGAUCAUUUGAAGAAUACAUCAUCAUUCUUGUACACAAAAUUGCGCUGGAUAAUUUUUGAUGAAGCUGAUAGGUAUGGCUUGCAUCUAUUGAUCAUUGAUCCUUCAGAGUUUGAUGAAGACGAAGUCAAGUAUUCCAGUAAAAUACCAAUAGCUGUAGAUUAUAAAAUCCCCACACAGUUAAUUCAGAGAUACGUGAAAGUGCCUUGUGGUUCUCGGCUUGCUGUUCUUCUUUCAAUUCUAAAGCAUCUUUUUGAAAGAGACACUUCACAAAAGGUUGUGGUAUUCUUUUCGACAUGUGAUGCGGUAGACUUUCACCAUUCACUACUAAGUGAGUUCCACUUCUCGACUGAUCCUCAAACAAAAGAAAGGGUCAUACAGAUGUUUCUUGGAUGCCAAACUUUUCGAUUGCAUGGUAAUAUGGAACAUGAAGACCGGAGAUCUACUUUUCAGGCUUUUAAAACUGAGAAAUCUGCUUUGCUUUUGUCCACUGAUGUUUCUGCUAGAGGCCUGGAUUUUCCUAAGGUUCGAUGCAUCAUACAGUAUGAUUCUCCUGGGGAAGCUACUGAAUAUGUGCACAGAGUUGGUAGAACUGCUCGUCUGGGUGAAAGGGGAGAGUCCUUGUUAUUUCUGCAACCAGUUGAAAUAGAUUAUUUACAGGACUUGGAGAAACAUGGUGUUUCACUAGCAGAGUAUCCUCUUCUCAAAGUGUUGGAUAAUUUUACAUUACACGGACAUAACAAACAAGUAAAGAAGUCUGUUUUCAUCGACUUGCAUCCUUGGGUCCUUUGUCUCCAGAAGGCACUUGAAUCAUUCAUCAUUUCCAAGCCCAAGAUGGAUGAACUUGCUAGGAAGGGAUUUUGCUCUUGGGUCCGUGCUUACACAGCACAUCGUGGUGAGCUGAAAAGAAUAUUUAUGAUCAAGAAACUUCACUUGGGGCACGUGGCCAAAAGCUUUGCGUUGAAACAACAACCAUCCUUAGUUGGACAAUCCUUCCAAAAGCAAAAUAAGAAGAGAAAGAGAUUUGAGAAAAAAAAUGGGCUAUCGAAAAAGAGAAAAGUUGCCAGAGUGACUUAGGCUCAGUUGGAUAAAUAAUUUAAAUAAGUUUUUUUAAAAGAUUUUUAUUAAUAGCAGCUUAUAAAUAAGUUAUUUUGUAUUUGGAUUUUUAGUUAUAAAAGUACUUAUUUUAAAGUUA
Molecule: messenger RNA, 2457 nt
Organism: Arachis duranensis
Lineage: Eukaryota; Viridiplantae; Streptophyta; Magnoliopsida; Fabales; Fabaceae
Product: DEAD-box ATP-dependent RNA helicase 17
Exons: 12
Coding region: 726-2339 (537 amino acids)
Biological process (GO): ribosome biogenesis
Cellular component (GO): nucleus
Molecular function (GO): ATP binding; RNA helicase activity; nucleic acid binding
Source: RefSeq, a predicted model, not a curated record